Molecule: messenger RNA, 1600 nt
Organism: Gadus macrocephalus (Pacific cod)
Lineage: Eukaryota; Metazoa; Chordata; Actinopteri; Gadiformes; Gadidae
Product: fibulin-7-like
Molecular function (GO): calcium ion binding
Source: RefSeq, a predicted model, not a curated record
UUCCUUCCCGAAAGUCUGUGAUUGGCUAUGGAGGGAUAAACCCCCCAGCACUGCAGCCCAGGGCUCCAGUCGCUGGUCUUCAGCGCAUGAAGUUCCCACUCCAUAGCCCCAGACCUCUGAGAUCUUCUGGAAUAUUCUUAACCUGCUCUAGGGCUGAACUUUGGAAAAUGUUUGUCGUCGUGAUCCUAUGCUUCUGUCCGAUCUUAUUUUCGUCUGGACAGGCUGCUGUAAUGGGUAGGCUACAAUGGGGAAUGAAAUCGGAAAUCGUUCGUGCACAUUAUCCCUGCCAUAAUGGAAUGCUCCACCCGUGCUGAGCUGCAGAGCUCUCUGAAGCAGGUCCACAAGCUGCUCUCCGCCCACGAGGCGUCCUACACCCAGAGCUUGCGUGCCCUCCGCAAGAAGAUCAACCUGCUGCAGCAGACCACCGCCAAGCACGCCUCCCGGACCACCAACAGUUCCUGUCCAAAGCUGGACGUCCCGGUCAACGGCCGGAGGCUGGGCAAGGCCCAGGCGGUGGGCCACGAGGUCCACUUCACCUGCGACCCUGGGUACACCCUUGGGGGCCCGGAGACACGGGUCUUGGAGAACCUGACCUGGAGCGGCCAGGGGGCCGUCUGCCGAGACGUCAACGAGUGUGCGUCGUCCCCCUGCCUCAACGGCGGGUCUUGCUCGGAUGAGGUGAACCAGUUUUCGUGCACGUGUGCCAAAGGCUGGACCGGAGCGUACUGCCAGAACGCGGCUCCGUCAUUCGUCAGCUCCGUGACGAACGUGACCGCGGGCUCCUCCCCCGCCGCUGCUGCUGCUGCUGCUGCUGCCCCCUCUCUGCCGGCGGACGCCAGUGCGGCGCAUACGCGUCCGUCACGCUGCACCCAGGUCCAGGGGACCACCCACUGCACCUGCGAGCCGGGGUACACCAUCUCUGGGCGGGACAGCAGCACCUGCACAGAUAUUGAUGAGUGUGAGGUGUUCCAUAACGGGCAGGCGGGAAGGAUCUGUCACCACGCCUGCAUCAACACACCUGGAGGUUACCGCUGCGUCUGUCCCGCCGGCUACGAGCUGACGCGCGACGGACGCAGCUGCAAAGACAUGGACGAGUGUGCCAUCAGGCAGAACAACUGCACCAGGGAGCAGGUGUGUGUGAACACGUACGGAGGUUUCCAGUGCGUCCGCGUGGAGUGUCCUCGCAUGCGCAAUGCCACCUACGUCAAAACUGCCCCGAUGCGCUGCGAGCGGAACCCGUGUCCCGUGGACAACAAGGCGUGUCCCCUGGCGCCCAACUCCUUCUCCUACCACUUCCUGUCCGUGGUGUCCAACCUGUCGGCGCCGCGUGUCAUGUUCCGCGUGUCGGCCAUGAGGCCCAUGGGCGACGCCCUACGCUUCUCCCUGCUGGGGGGCAAACUGGCCCGCCGCCACUUCACCGUGCAGCGGUCGGACCGCCAGACGGGUCAGCUGAUGCUGGUCACGCCACUGGCCGGUCCCGUCACCAUGGAGGCGGAGAUGGAGAUGACGGAGCUGGAGAGACGCGUGGUGCUGGGCCGAUACAUCACCAGGGUGACCGUGUUCGUGUCCCAGUACGACUUCUAGGAGGAGGUAGAGGAGG